CUCUAUGUUCAAUUCAUACUUUUAUCUCUAUCCAUACCCCCUCAUAUCAAACACCAAUACAAUGAAUUAUAUUUCGAAACAGGGUAAAGAGAACAGGUCUAUGGUUUGUCAACAUAAAUGAGAUGCAGAUGGAUCGUGAUACAUGGAUCGUAGACGGAUGAGAAUGAUGACCCAACUAACCAAAUCUUAUUUUAUACAGACAGCUUAGCUCAUCUACCUUGCUUACUCGCAAAUAUAUUGAGUAAACUUUGAAUAUAAUAAAGCACUGCACCUAACAACUUCCGCCCGCUCAAUCUUCACCCACAACUCCCAUCUACCUCUCUUUCUCUCUCCAUCUUCCUGUAUUUGUGAUUUGAAGAUGGCAAGAAAGAAGAUCAGAGAGUAUGAUUCCAAGAGACUUCUUAAGCAACAUCUCAAACGAAUUGCUGGCAUAGAUUUACCCAUUUGCUCUGCUCAAGUAACAGGAUCCACAGACUUCACUCAACUAGUGAAUGACGAGACAUGGCUUUCAUCUUCAAGAUUGGUUGUGAAACCAGAUAUGCUUUUUGGUAAGCGUGGUAAGAGUGGUCUCGUGGCUUUGAAUUUGGAUUUGGCUCAAGUUGCUGAGUUUGUGAAAGAACGAAUUGGGAAAGAGGUUGAGGUUGGGGGUUGCAAGGCACCUGUUACCACAUUUAUCGUUGAACCAUUUAUCCCUCACGAGCAGGAGUUUUAUCUCUCCAUAGUAUCUGAAAGGCUCGGUUGCACUGUAAGCUUCUCUGAGUGUGGUGGUAUUGAAAUUGAAGAGAACUGGGACAAGGUUAAGACCAUCUUUUUGCCAACAGAGAAACCCUUGACUAGUGAGACUUGUGCUCCACUGAUUGCUACACUUCCUUUGGAGACACGAGGAAAAAUUAGCGAUUUCAUCAAGGGUGUCUUUGAAGUUUUCCAAGAUCUGGACUUUAGUUUCCUGGAGAUGAAUCCCUUUACAUUGGUUAAUGGGGAACCUUUACCAUUGGACAUGAGGGGAGAACUUGAUGAUACUGCUGCUUUCAAGAAUUUUAAAAAGUGGGGCGACAUAGAGUUCCCAUUACCUUUUGGCCGAGUCUUAAGCUCUACUGAAGAUUAUAUCCAUUCUUUGGAUGAGAAGACAAGUGCAUCAUUGAAAUUCACCAUUUUGAACCCAAAAGGACGCAUUUGGACUAUGGUUGCUGGAGGUGGUGCAAGUGUUAUAUAUGCUGACACCGUUGGAGACUUAGGUUAUGCAUCAGAACUUGGUAAUUAUGCCGAGUACAGUGGUGCUCCAAAUGAAGAGGAGGUCCUAAACUAUGCUCGAGUAGUAAUUGAUUGUGCCACAGCAAACCCCGAUGGUCGUAAAAGGGCUCUAUUGAUAGGAGGGGGUAUUGCUAACUUUACUGAUGUUGCUGCCACAUUUAACGGAAUCAUUAGAGCCUUGAGAGAAAAGGAAUCCAAACUUAAGGCAGCAAGAAUGAAUCUUUUUGUUAGAAGAGGAGGUCCAAACUAUCAAACAGGUCUUAAAAAAAUGCGUGCACUUGGUGAGGAGCUUGGGGUCCCUAUCGAGGUAUAUGGCCCUGAGGCGACCAUGACCGGCAUUUGCAAGCAAGCAAUUGAUUGCAUUAUGGCUCAGGAAUAAACAAGUGUGCUAUGCUUAAAUGAACCAUAUUAUACAUCUUUUUUCAAAGGGCUAAACCCGAUACAAACUGAGAACGAAUUUGUUCGAGAACAUGAGUUGUUUGUCAAUAGACUUCAUUACUUAUAUGUACUACUUCGGUUGUAAUUAAGUGAUGCUUCUAUAUUGGGAACUAGUUUUAUGAUUUUGUUGAUUGGAGGAAAAGGUCUAGUCUAUGAGCAAGCUUGCUUUUGUUAUUUCAAUCCAACGCUUUCUUUGAUAAAAUUUCUCCAUUUUUAUUAGUUGUACUCCGUUUUUCUUAAAUUUAGGCUUUGGCUCA
This is a messenger RNA of Chenopodium quinoa (quinoa), 1946 nucleotides long. Its product is annotated as ATP-citrate synthase alpha chain protein 2-like. Gene Ontology annotation, molecular function: succinate-CoA ligase (ADP-forming) activity. Lineage: Eukaryota; Viridiplantae; Streptophyta; Magnoliopsida; Caryophyllales; Amaranthaceae. The record is from RefSeq and is a predicted model, not a curated record. Bases 359 to 1630 code for a protein of 423 amino acids. The transcript is spliced from 12 exons. Gene Ontology annotation, biological process: tricarboxylic acid cycle; succinyl-CoA metabolic process. Gene Ontology annotation, cellular component: succinate-CoA ligase complex.